UCCACUGCGGUCGGCACUGGCGGUGUUGGUCAAGCUUCCUCUCGUGGAGAGCAGUGCACGUGCAGGGGACACACGUGUUGUGUGGUGGCAGACACAAGCUCAUGUGGAAGAAUCACCGUGGGCUAAAAAUAAAGCGCAGGAGGAAGGGAGAUGAGCCGGAGAAGACAACUCAAAUAGACAUUUCUGGGGUUAUUUUUACCCCAUUGGUCCCUCCGCUGUAUCCCACCGUGAGUUCCUUCCUGUUUCAUAUUCUUCUGUUUCGGUCUGUCUUUUUGGCAUAUUUUGUUCUUGUUCAGUUGACUGUGACUCAUGGUCAUGAAGUAAAAGCUGCCAUGUUUCUCCCCUCAUUAACGGGGCCACAUCCCGACUGCUGCUGCACAAGUUCAGCUUUUUGGCGACAAAUCACUGCAGAUGGAACAUUUGCAAGGAACAAAAUUUGGAACUUCGGCAUGAACAUCGGCGAGAGACAGACAUCACCGUUACCAUGGCAACCAGGAGUUUAUGUGGUAGACUGGGUCAUUCAUUCCCCUCCACCAUCCAUCAGCUUUUUAAUCGAGUCGUUCACUCAUUGACGCAAUCUGUUUUCUUUUGUGUUCUUCCUAUCUUUUUUAUCUCCCUUGCGCAUUGAUGUUUUCGGGGGACUUGUGAGGACACUGCGGAAGAACAGAAGCUGAUGGAAUCCACUACAUUAGUGCCAAAAUCCAUUUAGUGAUUUGAGUCUGAGCAAAAUCAGAGAAAUCUCAAUACAAAGGUGUUUUAUUGCAGAGAAUUUCCGUUUCAAUUUUCUUAUUAUUUUUCAUUCUCUGGAACAACCUGGACAACAACUUGACAAUAUUUUUUCUUUUGAAUAAAACCAAGAACCGCCGGACAACAACUUGACAAUAUUUUUUCUUUUGAAUAAAACCAAGAACCGCCGUUGGAGGUAUUUGAAUGACAUUUCCUUCAGCAGUCAAUCUGUGAAAGAAAAAAAACACCUGAGUAAUGGCUGGGAGAAAUGCAAACGCUGUAAUGACUGCAAUUAUUUUUAUCAUAGUCACUCAAACACAUUUCAGCACUCUGCAGCACUGCAACAUGGUCCUGUGUGUGUGAGAGGGAGACCGUGUGUGAACAUUAACUUUUAAUUCAUCGCAGUAAAGCUUGAUGCCGACGCCAUCCACUCUCUCUGAGCACGGUUCCGUUUCUCCUCUUUGUUGACCUUAUUCUCACUUCACCUCUUUAGUUACCGUUUCUCUUAUCCGCCCAGAAUUUUCCCUGAAUUUUUAGUCCUCCCCCUGUGUGCACGUUUCUGUUCCCUUUUAGUCGUCUCCCUCCUCAAAAGUCCCUGAUAUCCUCACUUACAUCCCUCCAGAUCAGGUGGAUUAACUGUCCCCUGUCGCUUGUGUAGCAGCUUCAGUCGGAGGACACAUUUUUAAUGAUAUACUGAAACAAUCAAUUGAUACAUAAUCCGACGGAUGUGGGUUGCGAACCGAUUCGCCAUUUCGUAGUUUGGUGCCAACAGGUAAUUAGAUGCACACGGUGAAGGUUAUAGGGAGAGAUUGAGUGGGUGGUUAGAAAAGAAAAGAAAAUGUGUAAUGUUCUAUGAGUGUGAUGAGAUGUUGUUUGAUUCUUGUCAUCUUCUAUCUUUUUCAAAUACACACGCAGGACUAAGACACAUUUAGUCUCAACAAGGUCAGCAGCAGUAGAAUGUUGCUGAAGACAUUGUGUGUGUUUUGUCGCAGGGCAGAAGUGUUCUCCUUUCAUUUAAGACUAGUCACGGUUCUUUGUUUGGUAACAGUGAAAUGUUGUGGUAGUGAUGUCAAUUUGUCUGUCUGGGGAAUGUUUAAUUCAUAUGUGUGCCACAGAUGUGCAGGAGGCAAUCAGUUAUUUUAAGAUGCAUCUUAUGAAUAGGAAAUGGAAUUUACGGUAGUGCAGCAAUCUCCUGAUGGAGUUACCACAAAAAUCAGCGCCUAAAUGUAGAACCUCUCUCUCUACUUUUCGCAUGAAAGCGAUCAGAUACGAUUAUUAUUAAAUUACAUACAGGAGAUUAUAACGCCACAGAGGGUGAAGAGAUUUCAUUCAGCUGGCAGACAAGAUGUCAAAUUGAACAAACUGCCAUUUGGACAUGUCGAAAAGGAAGAGAUUCGGUGAGAAUGCAUGAGGUAGAGGAAGACACUUAUCAUCAGGUUUUAGAGUAGAAGGGAUUUUAAGUGUGAAAGUGAAAACAUUCCUGUAAGAAGUGACUUUAAGCAACUUUAAUAAUGAAAACUAUAACGUGUCAAAUAGUGCACAGAUUUAGGCAAAAAUAGGCUGUGUGAAUGACCCCUCAAGUGAAGCGUUUUUUGGGACAGGCAACACAGCUGUGGCAUUGUGGGUAGAAAGUAUAAUGGUGGAACAGCAUCAUAACAGUUCUAUCAAACACAGGACAUUUUAUUAGGAUUUUGCCACCAACUGAUAUUUUUAGGAAUUGUGACAAAAGCAAGUCUUGUUUAAGAGCAACAAAUGGGUCUGCUGUUGCUGUAGAGCACAUAUGUCAAAUUCGCAGCCCGCGGGCCACAUACAGCCUGGCGGGGCGUCCAGUGUGGCCCGCCGGAGUGUGUACGCCGGGUGAAAGCAGUCACGUCAGUCCGCGAACCGUCGGCCGUACCAUUUGCCGGUCGGAACGUCAGCGCACACUCCCCCCAGUUGUCAUGGAAUGACCAGGAGACUGACGGGAGUUAGUUGAAAUUAGUUUAUUGCACAAGAGGAUCCACACUGCAAAAACUGAUUUUUAAGAAAGUAAAAAAGCCUUGCAUCUAGAUUUUCUUUCUUAUUAUUAGUCUAAAAAGAAUAAGAAUCUUGCCAAGCAUUUUUCACAUCAGAAAAAUUGUCUUAUUUUGAUGAAAUAUAUCUUAAUUUUUCUUAAUAAGAUUUACCAACUAAUAUCAAGUUAAAUUUAACUAGGUGUGGACAUAUUUUGCUAAAUAUUCCAGCAAUACGAUUAUCGUCCUUAUUUUAAGAUUGAGACCACUUCCACAACUUCUCAAUUUAAGAAUCUUAGGAAAUGACAGCAAUUUAUUUCAAACAUGAAAGUAUGCAGUUUGAUUAAGAACAAUUGUAUUCAACAGCCAAAUACAGCCAAAAACAUAAAAUGUCUAACUUUUCAAGUAUAUCUGAGCAACAGCUGUUGUAAUGACAGAAUAACAGUGCCUUUUACAAUGCAUCAGAUGAGGCUUUGUGCAGCUCAAUCACAUCCCUGAGGUAAUAUUUCAUUGGGACAUAGACUAUAUCCUUGUGAGUAAAGCUGUAAUAUGGAGUGAAAUCUACAAGGUUAUCAACAGAUACAAGCUCCGUUGCUUGCGCUAAGUUUGGGAUCUCGAUUUGAUAUGCCAUAUAAUCUCUAUCAUAACAAAUGGUGUUGUACGGCAUGAACUCAAAACAGUACAAUGAUGAAUUGAUCACAUAGAUAUUUCUUAAAAGUCCAAAUUCGGGCAGAUCAGAAUUAACAUCACACACAAAUAAUGACUUUUCCCGUAUGUAUUUGUUGCCAUUUAGAUUAAUCCAUUUUACAGACACAGCAUGGUUAACCUCAUCAUUUCCAAGGAAGGCUCUUGUUUUUUCUUUUAAGUAUGACAUGUUUGUUAUUUCUGAUUUUGGUCCCAAUGUGCAAUCAUUUGAAAAAAUGGGGUGUUCAGAACUACUUACAUUCUGACAACAUUCAUACAUUUGAUUAUGCCUUAUUAAGGAUUUGCAAACAUUUUUAAAGUUUAGUUUUGAAGCCCACUGUUUAAAAAAGCAAUGCUUUGAUUCAAAUCUCAUGCACAUAUGACGAACCAUUGGUCCCAGUUGCUUAAUCUGAGAUGGCACAUGAAUCAAAUAAUGUUGCUUUGGAGUGAUGUUGUUAUCUGGGAAAAGGUUCUUCAUGUGUUUUAGGUGCUGUUCAAUAAGUGAUUUUAAUGUGUUGAUAGUCUGUACACUAAUAACAGGAGCAAACAAAAUAUGAACUAUCUCUAUCAGCUCAAGAAUGACUGUGUGGUACUCACUACCUUUUACUGCAUCAAUUAAAAAUGGCAGAAUUUUAAGAAGAACAAGCAUUUGGCCCGAGGACUGCUUUAAUUUAUUGUCAUUGGAUGCUAAUGUGCUGUAGCUUAUAGGGCUUGGUUUAUCUCUGACAUCAUGUGGAGAAUAGGGAAAUGCAAGUAAUGCACCAUUGAAAAUAUCCAAGUCAAGUUGCCCUAAAAGUACUAAGUGUUUCAUCACACACUUUAUUUCUAAUGGGGCAAUGCCUUCCAGUAUUACGUGCAUGAUGUCUUGUGGUGUUUGUUGGAUCAAGUUAAAAGCCGGGAAUUCUACUAGUUUACUCCUUCUGUUGAUCCCAAAUGUAGUUUUUAAACUGUUUCUAAGACACUCCGUAUUGGCCUUCUCAAUAUCACUACACUGCCGCAUAUGUCUCUCUAUUGUUCUUUCUUCAAAGUAAUCCUCAUCAAAAUACAAUUGCAUGUCCUCAAAUGUACAUUCACAUUGCCUACAUUUCUUGAAAGCAAAACCAACACCUUCUUUAAAACCACAAAGCUCAUGCUGAGCUAAAGUGUCCCCACAAAUCGAAAAUAAUGCUCCAUAUAUUUCACGUUCACCAUUCCCAAUUUGAAUUCUAACACCUUCAUAAAGCCUUACCAGGUCCUCUUGAAGCCGUCCCAAAAUUGCAUCAACUCCACAUUCAGACAGUUGGCUCUUCCUUGCAAUGGCGAGUAGGCGAAUCGAAGCCAGUUUUGAUCGAUAUUUUGGAUUAAUGUUUCCAAGUGUAUAGUAAAACAUUACCAACUUAUUCUUGGAAGCAUGAGACCCAAGCGGAUUGCAAAGUUCAAUGUCAUCAGAGUAAAGGAUUAUUUGUAAGGCAGAGGGCCGGGCAGAAAAUAAGGGGUGUGAUUUCACGAAUUCACCAUCUGUAAUGUCAUACAAAUAGCCACUUCUGUAUUUCUGUGGCUCAUCUAUCAUUGACAGGACUUUUGGAUGGGACAAUAAUUGUUCCAGACUUUUGAUCAGAGGAACAUAGUGAAAACAUUUGGGUCUGGUAGAGAGGACUCUUUUUGCUCCUUUUUUAAGAAAGCAAGCAGUAUACCCAACAAUAACUUCCUCUGACUCUACAAAAUGGAAAUGAUCCUUAAUCACACAGUCCUGCCUGUACGUUGUUGAAACAGAGGCAAACGGAUCUUCCAACUGGUCAAAUACUGCCAGAGCCUCCUUUUCAAGUUCACUUCCCUGAUGUUGAUGGAAUACUCUUUGUAGCCGACUCCUCAGAUUGGUCACCAACAAAGCUUGGUACUGUUGCAUUGCUGCCACAACAUCAUUCACACCAGUCUGAAAAACAGGGCCAAAAGGACAGAUGCAAAUUACAUUACAUCAGAAUAGUCCAAUGUAAAACAUUUUCAUUUUGUACUAGCCUUUAGGGCCAGAUAUUGCACCACCCUUUCAAUGAGCAAUUUUAGAGGAACGUAAACUACAAUAUUUAUUUUUUAAAAAGGGGAAACAAUUCACUCAUCAAUUGAAUGAUGGGGCAAUUAAACAUAAUGCCAAAUACAUGUCUAAUUUAAUAUGCAAAAUCUAAUUUGUGUUGGGCAAAAGAAAAUGCACAUGUUUAAAAAAUAAAACAUUACAGAGAUGUCCGUUGUAUUACAGUAAAAAGAAGCUGCAAAGGGAACAGACUAAAUGCACAGCAAAACUGAAAAAAUUAUCAAUGCAGAUGAACUACCCUUGAGAGAGGCUAUAAUUAAUUUUGAGAGGUAAGCUUUAUAGCAAGAGCACUCCAGGCUUUGACAGUUGAUAGACAAAUGUAAAUAUUAUUUAAUGAUCAGAUUUGAGAUUGCAGAGGAUCACCAAAGACUAAAUUAUGUUAAUGUUGCAUGCGGACAGACCUGCGAAAGAUGGUGUCUUUCUCUUGCACUCAACACAAUAGCAGUAGCUUGUCUGGUCAGAAUGUCCUGGCAGGAGGCAUCCUUAAAAAAGAACAGUCAAAUCAGAUGCGUCUAAUAUGUUCAAGCAUCUUUUGGUCAAAUGUGUGAGGAAAUGAACCUGCUAUAAUCGCAGUAUUGGCAGAUUGUAUGGGAGCAGGGGGCUGCUAGGGCCAACUACAGUUCAAGAUCAAAUAUGAACUACUGACCAUGACCAACAACAAUAUACCCAGAAAAAUCAAAUGACAAGAAGAUACAUGGAGCAUUAGAAAAGAUUGUUAUUGUGUGCUAAAGAAAAAUAUUUACAUGCAUACCUCAGAUUGGUGUGAUUUAGAGGGGCCAUCUGCAGGCUCACUUGGCAAAUCUGGUAUGUUCAAAGCUGUUUGUAUAGUACAGUCACAUGUCUGGGACAUAGUAGGGUGCCGUGGAGAGGUGAGUUUGCUGUUGUCAAAGCCAGAGUACAAUGACACUGAAUUGUCAAAAGCCCCAAAAUGCUCGCCGAUGACAGGAUCAGGACAGGGUUGCUCUCUGUUCUCCACCAUUGCAUCCUCCGUUGGUCGCUCUACGUUAUCCACCACAUUUUCUGCUGGACUCUCUCGGUUUUCCACCAUUGCAUUAGUUGGCCUGUAUUUGUGGACAUGAAAAUAUUAGAAGAGCAGGGGCCCAAACUUAUAAAAGUCUUUGUGCAUCAAAAUACUUUUGCUACAUUAGAAUAAUGAAAGGUAUCGGUUUUAAAAAUAACUGAGGAAAGGGUUGGAUCAAACAUUACAACAACUCACAUCAUAUAUGCCCAUAGCCUACUGCAACUUUGACAUCAUGCAUUUAAGGCAGUAUUUCAAAAACAUUGGUAAAUCAUUAGUUCCGGUGUUCUGUCGAUCUAUGCUGCCUUGUCGAAAAAUGCUACCGUAGCGCAAAUCGAUGGUAGGGUCUAUCGAGUCGCGCUUCCCUAUCAAAAUAAUGAAUUAUUAUGUGUUCCCAUUUCGAAUUGUGCAGGCAGGCUGAAUCCCAUAGAGGCAUAACUCUAACAGUAUUGACAUCAUAUGCUUAUUUGACAAUAUUUUGAUACUUUAUUGAAUAUUUCAGUGGUGGCGUAUUCUGAUAGACAAAUAUACCCUAUCAAAUAAUGCUCCCCCAACACAAUCAUUAUAUAUUGCACCACUACUCACUCCAUGUGCACUGUCAGGAGAUAAGGAGCAUAUUUUGAUAUUCUAUUAAUGUAUAUUUAUUGAAUAUUUCAGUGUUUUUACCGCAUGUCCGACCUGCUAGGUUGCAUAGAUUUAUGGGCGGGGAAUCAGACCACAAUUGUGCAUGCGCAGAACCGAUAGGUAGCAUAGAUCGACAGAACACCGGAAAUAACCUUGCUCUUUUUCAGUGUUAAGUGCAAUAUAUUAUAGCACUUAACGUUAAAACAUCCACGAGUCAAACUUGUAAAGCAUUCCCCGUAUACUGGCACGCCUUUGGGGCGGCAUUGAAUCAUUAUUAAAUUAAAAUUACAUAUUAUUGAGCAAUGCGCGCCUCACCAAUUGAAAACCGCUCACUUAAGUAACGCAUAGUGAUUUACCUAUAUGCCCACACGUUGUUAGUGUUUAAAUCCAUCGCUGAUGUGCGGUCCAGUCUCGAGGUGUCCAUCCUUCUUCCUCCCCUUGAGUUUUCUUCGAAUAUGAUACCAAAGUGAGUUGUAGACACGAUAUUCUUUGCUACAACCAUCGAUUCCACAAACGACACGGAAAUCUGGACUACGACUAUGAGCCGAAUUGAUAUGACUCAAUAAAGAUUUGAGGGUUAGACCCACAAAAACAAAGCAGAUAACGCAACGCCAAAUCAUGAUUUUCUAGUUUAGCUAGCUAAGCUAGCUGGCUUGUUGACGCAGAUAAACAACCCUGUUCCCACUUCCCAAACACGCACAGGUCUGGGUAACGCCAAAGCGUAGCGUCCCCUUGGGGCGACCUGUUUGAUUUAUCACAUAUACUCAUCAAGGGAAAGUGUCUAUAAAUAUGUGUCUCAUAAGAGCAGCAACCAGUCAUUAAUCAAUGAUCUCAUACAUUGGGCUUAAUAUUGAUUAUAUUUUAGUAAAAAUAAUUUUUAUUAGGAAAACGGGGCAAACUUAAGCUGUUUCGGCCGACCGCACCCCUGGCCCUACCCUGAAAAUGGUAUAUUCCAAAUGUGGUCGCGCCAUUGUGUAGAGAAUUGGGCGCGCAGCGUUUAACGGCAGUCUUUGGAUUUCCAAUGCAGCUACAUUUUGUUUGCUGCAGGAGUUUUAGGAAUUGCGGUUGAGCUAAUGGAUCAACUGGACGAGGUUGCACUUGCUACACUAAGAGGUAAGAUAUAUUAAAUCAUCUUUUCCUAAAACUCGUUUUUAUUUUUGAACCUACCUUGCUAUGUUGGCCUGUGUGCUAAAACCCAUGUUAGCUAGCUAGCAUGGCUGAAGAUAUUCUUAUUAGGGAUGGCCCGAUACCAUUUUUUUUCCAAACCGAUACGAGUAUGUGUAUUUACAUUUGUGUACUUGCCGGUACCGAUACUUUCGGUAACAUAGUGCGCGCUGGCUGUCACCCGGCGGGCCGCGAGUUUCACGUAUGUGAAAAGCACUUGCGGGCCACAUAAAAUGACUUGGCGGGCCGGAUUUGGCUGUGAGUUUGACACAUGUGUUUUAAACUAUCAAUCUGAUUAAUUUCGAGAUGCAUUUUUUUACAAUAAGAUGCGUUAUCUGGAGCGAGGGGCGCCCGCUCAUUUAAAUCCGCUCGAACCAACUUUCGGUGGAGCGACGCGGUGCACCGGCGAGGGGGAAGAGCCACCUGGGACACGGCAGGAAACGGCUGCACCCGGCGUGCGGAGGGUCCGGGCCGGCCUGAUUAUUUAAAAUCUUUCACAUCGUCCGGCGCUCGUCCAGGAUGCGCUUAAGCACCUGUUCACACGUAACCCCCCCCCCUAAAAACAUUUUCUCAUCGAAUCUACACGAUUCAUGUAGGUCACCUAUUUUGUUUUCAAAACGGCGAUUGAGCCCAAACCGCCGCAUUUCAACUCAAAAUAGGUAAUGUACGUGAAUCGUGUAGAUACGGUACAGGUGUCUUAACGGUCGUUAUCUACCGGACCGAAUAGCAACUCUGAUAUUAAUAUAGCUUUAAUAAAUAUACCAUAUAUAAAAACAUUUUUGUGUUAGCACUGGGAAAAUGUUGACUGGAGCAAAAUCAAAUCAAAUUUGCCCAUAAUUGAAAAGCUCAGUAUUCAGUAUCUUGGCACUAACUGUAUAUUUUUCUAUAGCUGCCAGGAUUGGUGAAGACUUACUGCCUUCCCUCUCUCGAGAUGAAAUCAACGAUCUGUUUCCUGGUCCUGAAAACUUUCACAGGCGGCGGGCAAUAUGGCUUGCUGUAAAUAAAGAUAAAAAGGUGGAGACUGCUGCGGAACUACCACUGCCAUCAGUGACUGGAGGCAGUAGUCUUUCACAAGAAGAGCCCAAAAUUUCUAAGUUUGUGGUUAUGUCCAGCCCGGAAUUCAUAGUUUACACAGACAGUGAACUUGAACAGGUGCGACGUGCCUACUUUGAGCAGAAACGGAUGGGGACUGAGAACAUUGUGGAGUUAUCUAAGGAGCUCUUCUGCCGGCUCAUAAGAAACACCAUGUGUAAUAUGAUCGCAAUUGCAAGAGCUACAGAAGAUGCCAGAUAUCCCACCAAACCAGAGGUCAAUGCCAUGGCAAAGCGGUUGGUGGAGUAUUAUCCGAUGGUACAACACUGGGAGUAUGUUGCCAAAAAGCUCAUGAAGAGGCUUUCAAAUGUAAAAAGCCCAAAGAAGGCUGUUCCUCCUGCAAAGAAACAACGGCAGGAAAUCGAGGAAAUGACAACGAGUGACUACGACGGGGAUUCGAGUGCUUCUACGGUCAUUCUUCAGCAGUCCCCAGUCAGAGCCAGCACCCCAGUUCAACACCUGAAUAACAGUGGUUCGGGCGACGUCCUAGACAGCCAGAAAACCCAGGCAAGGCACUACACGACACUGCAACAGAUGUGCCGGUCCAACAAGCCAAACAAAGCUUCAGUAACCCAUUUGCUGAACUUGGAGUUUGAGUCAAGAAGACUCUUCAUAACCUCUGACACUCUAAAGGAGCAAGACCGACCCAGCAAGAUUCUGGAGGCCUAUUCUUGUUUCAAAGACUUGGAUCAUGUCUUAGAUGAGUUGCAAAGGAUAAUACAGCCAAACAAUGCCCACUACGUCUCAGAAAUGAGGAAUAGAUGGAACGACUUUUUUUCAAAGGUCCAAUUUUAUGGGGUGAUGAAAAAAGUGAUGAAGCCCCCUAAAACAUUGGAUGGAGUGGAACAUGCCACUGCUGUUUUCAGAGCCCUGCCACUGCUCUUUCCAUCCAGCACUUUGCCACCGAAGAAGCUAGGCGCAUGCAGCGACGCGGUUUUCCAUGUCCUUACGGCUUCAGAGAACCCAGACACGUACUUGAGCAAGCGGCCCGUGGCUUGUCCAGUUAUGCUCGUCUGUGGGGAUAACUGCAUGAUUGCAAUUGGAAACACACCAGUGACCACCUUUGACAGGAAGAAGUUUGAUGAAGGCCUCCUUUACCUUUUGGGGUAUUAUUAUUGUCUGCACCUCACUUAUCCAAAGUUCAUUUCCACCAUGCUCUCAGUAUUGCAAACUGAGGUUCUCCAGGACUCCCUGCAUGACCAAGAUUCAACUGCUUCCUACAAAAAAGCCAUUGCCGAGUGGAGGGCCUUCAUUGAGUGAUUGACUAUCUCCAACAUUUCUUUUCAGUUUGAGAGUCAGACUCGUUAGCCGCGUUUGUUGAUGUCAUUGGACGUCCUUUAAUGAGUAAGUGCAUUACUCUGAGAAAAUUGUUUCUGUUCGAGGAAAAAUAUGUUGCUGUCAGUAUUCCAGCUGAAACGUUUUAUUUUUAUUCUAACUGAAAAUAUGCAGGUAUUCCAGCCUCAGAACAAAGUACUUGGUAUUGGUGUGAUGGUCCUGGACUCAGUGAGGGGAUUGAUGGAUGCAACACAUGUUGUUGAGUGAGAAAGAACUGCAUUAAAGAAGUAAAUGCUAAAACAAGAUGCUUCUGUUGACUUAAUUUGAGACUAUCGAACUUGGUUUCAUUGUGCUGUUUUAAUAUAUUGUCAUAAACUUUUUUUUGGCAAGUUAUUAACCUUACUUCAAGGUAUUAUUUCUUAAAGUCAGCUAAA
Molecule: messenger RNA, 11073 nt
Organism: Pungitius pungitius (ninespine stickleback)
Lineage: Eukaryota; Metazoa; Chordata; Actinopteri; Perciformes; Gasterosteidae
Exons: 7
Coding region: 9377-10624 (415 amino acids)
Source: RefSeq, a predicted model, not a curated record